AAACCUUUUUUGCUUUCCUGACAACAUGUUUAUGUAUUAGUUAAAUUUUUGUAUUGUAAUACUAAAGUUUACUCUUUUCCAUUCAAAACUGCUGUUGUCGAAAUAAAAAUCAAAUCAAAUCAAAUCAUCAGAAUCGUGUAUUGGUUGUGUUAUUAGCGUAAGAAAUAUAUUAGUGAUGUUACUUUUUUGAAACAAUGGUAUGCAAAUUAAAAUUGAUUCAUUUUUUCUUUUUUCUUUUUGUAGGCUAAUGGUCAAUUAUUAAAUAUUAAUCAAAUUGAAAAUACAACCGUUAAAAAGUUAGCAGAACGAUAUUGACAAUGACAAUAUUCAGAAUAUUUAGUAUUAUUUGAUCCAGAUCGAACAAGAGGUAGAGAUGUAUAGUGUUCAAAUGAUGAAAUCUAUAUUUAAACAACUUUGUCUCAAGAUAUAAUCAUCUUAUGUUUUUAACUGUGUUUCUUUUUCUCUCAUUCAUUGCAGAUGUCCCAGGUUUAAGUAACAUCAGGUGAGUAUACAUUGGAACAUAAUCAAUCACAAUCGCCAAAUGGUCAACAACAACCCGUUGAAACAGAAAAAUUUGCUCGUAUUCUAUUAAAAUUGCCUGAUGUACGUUUAAUUGGUAAUGAUUUGAAAAUAUUAUUACAAUUUUUUGAUAGAAAAACUGAUGGUAAAAUAUUAGAUGCAUGUUUAUUAGCUGAAAUAUUAAAUCCACCGUGUGAGAAAUAUGAAAUUGUUUCACAUUUAAAAUCCAGAGAAUUAGUUGUAAAAAAAGACUUUUUCAAUGGAAUUAAACCAAAUGAGUUUUCUGUUUAUGAUAGAAGCGGAAAAAAUUUAAAAUACCGUAUAGAUACAAAAUGGUUUAAAAUACAUUCAAUUACAAUAGCAGCAAAACCAUCUAAUGAAGAAAUAGCUACUACAGAAGUAAAAUUAAGAUGGUUUUCAUAUGCAGCCGAUUUUCGUAUAUUAGAUAACGGUGUGUGGAAAAAUGGUACUAUACAUACAACUAAAGGUGCAUAUGAAAUCAAUUAUGAUCAAAAAGUUAUCGUACUAUUAGGUGAUACACAUGACAGGAGUUUGAUUUGGAAAGAUGUUAAUACAGGCAAAGUAUAUGGUAAAAUACGUAGACGUGCAAGAUCAUUAAUUUUACCAAAUGUUUAUGAAUUGUUUAUGACAGAUGAUUUUCCUGAAGCGUUUUAUCUUAUUGGUACAGCUAUUGUUGGUGGAUUUAGCAGCAAGAGACAGUACGGUUGA
Molecule: messenger RNA, 1248 nt
Organism: Didymodactylos carnosus
Lineage: Eukaryota; Metazoa; Rotifera; Eurotatoria; Philodinida; Philodinidae
Source: the annotation of a GenBank genome assembly